Molecule: messenger RNA, 636 nt
Organism: Abrus precatorius (Indian licorice)
Lineage: Eukaryota; Viridiplantae; Streptophyta; Magnoliopsida; Fabales; Fabaceae
Product: protein SINE3
Exons: 3
Coding region: 1-636 (211 amino acids)
Source: RefSeq, a predicted model, not a curated record
AUGAAAGAGCAUCAAACGCCACACAAAGUAUUUUUGCGCUCUGCAGAGAAUGGCAAGGGAAGAUUCAAGGAUUUUCCAUCCAAAAAGUCUAACAAGAUCACAAACAAGAGCUUGAAUGCCGCAUUUACAUCCGUUUCUGAAGAUUCCGUGGAUUUAUCGCCGAUCUCUGAGAUCUCAGAUGCAAAUCGCAACGAAGAUGUCACGAACUUCUUAUUGGAAGAACCUUCCUCUGUUACGUUGCUUCCGUCUGAUAUGACUCCUAAAAAUAUCGCUGGCACAACGGGAAUCGGUUCCACUAAUUGUUUUAGUGCCUGUGAGUUGGAUAGUUCCAAGUUUGCUUCUGUGGAGGCUGAGAUUGCUGUUAAUUUUCUCAGAAAUGUUAAACAUGAGGUCCUCAAUUCGGUCAAUGAUGGUCCCCAAUAUAGAAAGCUUAUGGAUGGGAUAAUUGAGUAUGUCAUACAUGAUCUCCAUUCGUAUACGACCUUGCCAGAGGAGAAAGACCAUUUGGCUAAUGUGAUUUCAAUGAAAAAUCAGAUGCUGUUUCUAUGUACCCUUGUUUGGAUCAUUGGAGUAUCAGUUGUUCUUUUCUUCACUUCAGAUGUUCAUAGCCCUUACAGUGGACCAAUGCCAACUUAA